This is a messenger RNA of Astrephomene gubernaculifera, 1027 nucleotides long. Lineage: Eukaryota; Viridiplantae; Chlorophyta; Chlorophyceae; Chlamydomonadales; Astrephomenaceae. The record is from the annotation of a GenBank genome assembly.
UGGCUUGCCGUACAACGACAGUCUCGGCUUUCUAGGUACCUCGCCGCCGUUGUACGGGUACAGAUGUGGCGGUACGACAUCGUCGGCGUCGUACGGACCGGGAUCGUACUACGGUUUGUACGGCAGCGCUCCAACUGCGCCAUCGGUGUUGGGAGGAGGAAGGUAUGGAGGGCUGGCACAAGGUGGAAUUGCUGUUGGUGGCGGUGGCGGUGGAAGUGGGGUGUUUCGGACGUCUGCUGGCGGCAUCGUGGCGAGCGGUUACGGCAGCGGCCUAGGUAGUGGCGGCAGUUAUGGUGGUUAUAAUGGUGGUUUCGGAGCUGAGGAGAUUGCCGUACAUCAGACGGUUGAGUGCUACGACACGUCGGCGGGUCGUUGGCGGCCGUGUGCGGGGCUGCAGCAUGGGGGCAGGGCGGGACUGGCGUUGUGCGCGGCAUGAGGGGCGGGAUGCGGCUGCGAUUGUGCGUCGUGUGUAUGGAGCGGGUUCCAUCUAGCAAGCGGUACCCCCUGGUAAGUAGUCGUUGAAACAGGGCACUGCGACAAAGUGCCCUAUAGAACGGUAUGUGUUGGUCCCUGAGUGGGAGUGCAUGUAAAGGCAUGUAGAAGGAAGGCAGGAGGGCGUGCUAGAUGGAUGCUAUGAAGUUUACCUACCGAGGGUUGGACACGGCGACACGGUGAGGGGAGGGACACAGCCUGAUGCAGGAGACGGACGCGUUUGGUCAGAACACAAACAGGGUUGCAACGGUUGUCCCGAAGACUUGCGGGAAGUUGAAGGCUAAGGGUACAGCAUGAGCACUUAACGUGAGGCCGCAAGAGCCCGCAGUUCCGCGACCACAUGUACCAGGACGCACAGGAAGUUUGAGAAUCGGGUUCAUAUUGAACCGAUGUUCCGAAUGUAAUAUGGAAUACAUGCGCGAGCUAUUUUCUAAAAACUGUUUGGCUUGAAGUGCGAACGAGGCUUGCGCAGCUGUCAUGAACAGAGGAACUCCUAUGACGGGGACCGCGCUCACAAGCUGCGGGGGAGUGGAAG